Choloepus didactylus (southern two-toed sloth) is the source of this 4101-nucleotide messenger RNA. It is a transcript of the gene GART, whose product is annotated as phosphoribosylglycinamide formyltransferase, phosphoribosylglycinamide synthetase, phosphoribosylaminoimidazole synthetase. Gene Ontology annotation, cellular component: cytosol. Gene Ontology annotation, molecular function: phosphoribosylglycinamide formyltransferase activity; phosphoribosylamine-glycine ligase activity; ATP binding. NCBI's taxonomy places the organism in Eukaryota, Metazoa, Chordata, Mammalia, Pilosa, Megalonychidae. The coding region runs from base 358 to 3390 and encodes 1010 amino acids. Gene Ontology annotation, biological process: adenine biosynthetic process; 'de novo' IMP biosynthetic process. The transcript is spliced from 22 exons. The record is from RefSeq and is a predicted model, not a curated record.
UAAGGCCCGAGAUUUAAGGCAAUGAAAAAAUGGAGGAACAAAAGGCACUAUCAUGUUUGACAAAAGGCCUUUAGGCGCUUACGGGGACACCAAGUUCAGUUCUGUCCGAGGGUUACAUCCGGGAUAGAACUGCUCGACUCUGCCCCCACUGGAGCGUGAUAAGAAGAACGGGUUUUCACCCCACCUCUCUUAGUGCAUCCUAUAAUCGGUCUUAGUUUCUUAGCAAUAGGCCGGAAGUCCCGAGCGACCUGUUAAGAGUCUGGUGCAUUCCCGUCUCGUCAGGAGCCAGGCGUGUCACAAGACUUUCCGCGGUGGCUGCUUUCAUUUGCCUUUUGAAUUCCUGCUUUGCAGACAGCCAUGGCAGCCCGAGUCCUUGUGAUUGGCAAUGGAGGAAGGGAACAUACACUGGCCUGGAAACUUGCACAAUCUCAUCACGUCAAACAAGUAUUGGUUGCCCCAGGAAAUGCAGGCACUGCAUGCUCUGGAAGGAUUUCAAAUACUGACAUCUCAAUCAGUGAUCAUGCUACCCUUGCUCAGUUCUGCAAAGAUGAGAAAAUUGAAUUUGUAGUUGUUGGACCAGAGGCGCCUCUGGCUGCUGGAAUUGUUGGGAAUCUGACAGCUGCAGGCGUGCGAUGCUUUGGUCCCACAGCUGAAGCAGCUCAGUUGGAGUCCAGCAAAAGGUUUGCUAAAGAGUUUAUGGACCGACAUGGAAUCCCAACUGCAAAAUGGAGAGCUUUCACCAAACCUGAGGAGGCCUGCAAUUUCAUUAUGAGUGCUGACUUCCCUGCUUUGGUUGUGAAAGCCAGUGGUCUUGCGGCUGGGAAAGGAGUGAUAGUUGCAAGGAGCAAAGAAGAGGCCUGCAGAGCUGUGCAGGAGAUCAUGCAAGAUAAAGCUUUUGGAGCAGCUGGAGAAACAAUUGUCAUCGAAGAACUUCUUGUAGGAGAAGAGGUGUCUUGUCUGUGUUUCACCGACGGAAGGACUGUGGCCCCCAUGCCCCCAGCUCAGGACCAUAAGCGACUGCUGGAGGGAGAUCACGGCCCCAACACGGGGGGCAUGGGGGCCUAUUGUCCAGCCCCUCAGGUUUCUAAGGGUACGUUACUAAAAAUUAAAACUAACGUUCUUCAGAAGACAGUGGAUGGCAUGCAGCAGGAAGGUACUCCGUACACAGGUGUUCUGUAUGCUGGUAUAAUGCUGACCAAGGAUGGCCCAAAAGUUCUAGAGUUUAAUUGCCGUUUUGGUGAUCCAGAGUGCCAAGUAAUCCUCCCACUUCUUAAAAGUGAUCUUUAUGAAGUGAUUCAGUCUGCUUUAGAUGGCCUGCUCUGCACAUCUCUGCCUGUUUGGCUUGAAAACUGCGCUGCCAUAACUAUUGUUAUGGCAAGUAAAGGUUAUCCUGGAGACUACGCCAAGGGUGUGGAGAUAACAGGAUUUCCUGAGGCUCAGGCUUUAGGCCUGGAAGUGUUCCAAGCAGGCACUGCCCUGAGAGAUGGCAAAGUGGUGACCAGCGGGGGUAGAGUCCUGACAGUAACAGCCAUUCGGGAAAAUCUCCCAUCAGCACUUGAAGAAGCCAAGAAAGGACUUGCUGCUAUAAAGUUUGAGGGGGCCAUUUAUAGGAAGGACAUUGGCCAUCGUGCCAUAGCUUUCCUCCAGCAGCCCAGGGGCCUGACUUACAAGGAAUCUGGGGUAGAUAUUGCUGCUGGAAAUAUGCUGGUCCAGAAAAUUAAGCCUUUAGCAAAAGCCACCUCCAGACCAGGCUGUGAAGUUGAUCUUGGAGGUUUUGCUGGUCUUUUUGAUUUGAAAGCAGCCGGUUUCAAAGAUCCUCUUCUGGCCUCUGGAACAGAUGGCGUUGGAACAAAACUGAAAAUUGCCCAGCUGUGCAAUAAACAUGAUACCAUCGGUCAAGACUUGGUUGCAAUGUGUGUAAAUGAUAUUCUGGCACAAGGAGCAGAGCCUCUCUUCUUCCUCGAUUACUUUUCAUGUGGAAAACUUGACCUCAAUACAACUGAAGCUGUUGUCGCUGGGAUUGCUAAAGCUUGUAGAAAAGCUGGUUGUGCUCUCCUUGGAGGUGAGACCGCUGAAAUGCCUGACAUGUAUCCACCUGGAGAAUAUGACCUUGCUGGUUUUGCUGUUGGCGCCAUGGAGCGGGAUCAGAAACUCCCUCACCUGGAAAGAAUCGCUGAAGGGGAUGUGGUGAUUGGAGUAGCUUCUUCCGGUCUCCACAGCAAUGGAUUUAGCCUUGUGAGGAAAAUUGUGGCGCAGUCUUCCCUCCAAUACUGCUCUCUAGCCCCUGAUGGUUGUGGUGAGCAGACUUUAGGGGACUUACUUCUAACUCCAACCAGAAUAUACAGCCAGACACUGUUACCUGUCCUACGUUCCGGACAUGUCAAUGCCUUUGCCCACAUUACUGGAGGAGGAUUGCUAGAAAACAUCCCCAGAGUCCUCCCUCAGAAAUUUGGGGUGGAUUUAGAUGCCCAGACCUGGAGGAUCCCCAGGAUUUUCUCAUGGUUACAGCAGGAAGGACACCUCUCUGAAGAAGAGAUGGCCAGAACAUUUAACUGUGGAAUCGGGGCUGCCCUCGUGGUACCUAAGGAUCUGACAGAGCAGAUUCUGAGGGAUAUUCAGCAGCACAAGGAAGAAGCUUGGGUGAUUGGUAGUGUGGUUGCAUGUCCUGCAGGUUCCCCUCGUGUGAAAGUCAAGCAUCUGAUUGAAACCAUGCAGAUAAAUGGGUCAGUGUUGGAGAAUGGCUCCCUGGAAAAUCAUUUCUCUAUCCAACCAAAAAAGGCAAGAGUGGCUGUCUUAAUAUCUGGAACAGGAUCAAACCUCCAGGCCCUCAUAGACGGUACUCAAGGACCAAAUAGCUCUGCACACAUUGUUGUGGUUAUCUCCAACAAAGCCAACGUGGCUGGGUUAGAUAAGGCACAAAGAGCUGGUAUUCCCACCAGAGUAAUUGAUCAUAAAUUAUAUAAAAGUCGUGUCAAUUUUGACAGUGCAGUUGACCAGAUCCUUGAAGAGUUCUCCGUAGACAUAGUUUGUCUUGCAGGAUUCAUGAGAAUUUUGUCGGGCCCCUUUGUCAAAAAAUGGAAUGGGAAAAUGCUCAACAUCCACCCAUCUUUGCUACCUUCUUUUAAGGGUUCAAAUGCCCAUGAGCAAGCCCUGGAAGCUGGAGUCACAGUCACUGGGUGCACCGUACACUUUGUAGCUGAAGCCGUAGAUGCUGGACAAAUUAUUUUGCAAGAAGCUGUUCCAGUGAAGAGGGGUGACACUGUUGAGAUUCUAUCUGAAAGAGUAAAAUUAGCAGAACAUAAAAUAUUUCCUGCAGCCCUACAGCUGGUGGCCAGUGGAACAGUGCAGCUUGGAGAAAAUGGCAAGAUCUGUUGGGUCAAAGAAGAAUGAAGCCUCCUAAUUCAGAAAUGGAUCAUUUUUGAAAGAGUUUCAGCUAUUUGCACAAUGGCUUUUUAGUGUGGACACUGCCCAAAAGAAAAACUGCUAUUAGAAACCCUCAUCUUUUACUCUUUGGCCAUUUAUUUUAUGAACAGAUUUAUUUUAAAAAGGGACUAGUGCAGCACAAGUAGGAGUGCUUUAAGGAACCUGUCAACUUCAUACCCAGUAUCACCUAGUAGAACUAAUGCCUAAGACACAUUUAUCUUCUCUUGGUUCUUCGGCUUUUACCUGUUUAGGACCAUCUUGUUCACAAUCAAGCUAGUCACGGCAGAAUUCCUUUCAAUAUCAGCCAAACAAGAUACCAAAAUUCUUACUCUUUCUUAAUCCUCCCUUUCUGACCAAUAUCACCUCCAUUGUUAUAAGUUUCGUAAGUCUAAUAAGCUAAUGUCUCUCCUGCAUAUUGCAUAUCUCUGCUGAUUUGAAUUGAGACUUCUCAGAUUAUCCUGAUCAUACCUUUGUGUCAUACUGAAGCAUAUGCAUAUUCUUUGUGCUUUGAAAUAUCAUUCAAGAUGCCUCUAAUGAUUAGCACUUUCUGUAGUACCCAAUUUUUAGCUUCACAGUUACUCCAAGAAUUAUAAACAUCCAUGCUCUUUAUAAAUCAUAGAGAACUGAAUGGAGUGCUUGGUGACAUCUAGAUUGAAACAUAGGACCUUAGACACGUUA